AAGGCAGCUCCAAGCGCUCCCUCCACUGAGUUUGCAGUCUCCUACACAGAAAGCACCUUACAGCCCAGCACUGAAAGCUGUUCACGUUGUACUUAUCUCCCCAUGUUCGUUAUGCCGCUGGACCAGCCUCGCUGACUGCUUUGUGUGUCAACAACAAAAAGAGUUUUUAAUUCGUUAUUUCAUUCCCGUUGUCCUACUCUCCCUUUAUUUGAGGAUGAGCUGUUGUACAGGGCGGUGUACCCUCAUCUUCCUAUGUAUCGUUCAGCUGCUUGCUGCUUUGGAGAGACAGAUCUUUGAUUUCUUGGGCUAUCAGUGGGCCCCCAUUCUAGCAAACUUCUUGCACAUCAUUGUUGUCAUACUUGGCCUUUUUGGUACAAUUCAGUACAGACCUCGGUACAUUAUGGUGUAUGCAUUCUGGACAGCACUGUGGGUCACCUGGAAUGUAUUCAUCAUCUGUUUUUAUUUGGAAGUAGGAGGUCUUUCGAAGGAGAGUGACCUACUGACAUUCAAUAUUUCUGUGCACCAUUCCUGGUGGAGUGAACACGGUCCAGGCUGUGUCAGAAGAGAGAUGCCAGCUGCCUAUGUGAAAAGUUUGGAUGGCCAUUCCUAUAUCUCUGUGAUGGGUUGCAUUAUUGAUUACCAAUAUAUCGAGGUUAUUCACAGCUCUUCUCAAAUAUUGUUGGCACUCAUUGGAUUUGUCUAUGGAUGUUAUGUUAUCAGCGUCUUUACAGAGGAAGAAGACAGCUUUGAUUUUAUAGGUGGAUUUGAUUCAUUCUCCGUCUACCAUGUGCCUCAGAAACCCUCUCAUGUACUAUUAAAGCCAGUUUAUCUGUCUACGUAAAUGAACGAACUUCACUACAGUACGUCUUUAUUUGAAGAAACCAUUGCAACAAGACAACAAAAAUUAAAAAAAAAACAGCUCACACGUUUCCAAGUAUCAUUUUGUGAAAGAAUUAAUGUUUUGCGUAUUGCAACAAUUUAUAGUCAUUUCUAACAUAACUGCAUUUUCUUUUGGAUUGCCAUAAUCCACUGUUUUGCAUGCAGGUACAAAGAAGAGUUGCUCGUUCGAGAUCAGAGAAAUGUUCAUUAUACCAGUGAAUUUGUUGGAGCUAAACCUACAAUUGGUUUGCAUGGUCAUAGAUGCACAGAACAAAAGAUGCCCAUUUUAGUAAUGUCAUUCCAUAAUUUGAAAAUACAGAAAGUAGACUUUGGGUUUUGAAGCGUGAUGCUAUAACUUUCUAACUGUUAAAUGGUUUUUCACAGAGGAGCUGUUAGCUUUCUGGAGCAGAGAAGCAGUAUAGCUUUCAACUUGAUUAAUGUGCCAAGCUGCCAAGCAAAAUAAGACAUCUUUUCUGACAGAAAAUUUGUUUAAAUACAAUAGUUUUCCAAUUAUCAAUGUAUAUUUAUCAUUUGUGUGAUAAUCAGCCCAUUGUUCAUUGUCUUUUAUUGUGAAGUGUUUUGAUCUUCGAUACUACAAAUUCCUCAUUUUCUGUCAGGUUUGCAAGUAUUGUUUCAUAAACAGGAAAUGCUCCUGCAUUACAUUAGCAUUUCAUUCAGACCUUUGCUCACAUUCCUUUACAGGGUUUUUUUUGGACACAUCAUUGAGUAUGAUCAGUUCAGCUUAGCCCUUCUGUACCUUUAAUUUACAUUGCUCGUUAUGAAAUGUGGAACCUGCACUAAAUUAAUGUUCAUGUCAAUAUAAAGAUCAGAUGAAAUCUGUAUCUUAAAGAUAGUUCUGGAUCAAAUGGCAAGGAGGUAUGGAUAUAUGUAAGAAGAAUUUUCACCAGCACAAAUAGGAUUAGGGCAGCAGCUGAUGUUUUAAAAAACUUAUUGGAUAUCAGCAAUUUUUCCACUCCACAGUAAAUGGUUAACUGUGUAAAAAUUUUUUUAAUUCAUGUAGUGGUCUGUGGUUAAUUCAUAAUCUUGAUUCUAUGGUCCCAUCUGAUAGUAAUUCCACAACAUUGUUAGUAGGAACAGUGCAAUAUGCUGAAGCUAUUUUCUUUAAACAUUGGAAAACACUGAAAGAUGUCUGAAUAAUGGAAAACACAACACAGUCUAAGAAAUAUCGUAUAAAGAAUGCCACACCAUCCUGCAUGUUACAAUAACUCGGAAAGAAAUAUACCUAGGCUUCUGGUGAGUCAUUUCAUGUCUAGUCAGGUGAAUCAAAUUAGUAAUAUCAUGAAUGUAUACAUUUUUCCAGGAAUAUGUACUAAACAGUUCAAAAAAUAAAAUUUUGUGUUUUCAAAU
This is a messenger RNA of Rhincodon typus (whale shark), 2247 nucleotides long. Its product is annotated as sodium/potassium-transporting ATPase subunit beta-1-interacting protein 3-like. The transcript is spliced from 7 exons. Lineage: Eukaryota; Metazoa; Chordata; Chondrichthyes; Orectolobiformes; Rhincodontidae. Gene Ontology annotation, biological process: regulation of sodium ion transport. The record is from RefSeq and is a predicted model, not a curated record. Bases 215 to 841 code for a protein of 208 amino acids.